Malaya genurostris is the source of this 2330-nucleotide messenger RNA. Its product is annotated as transient receptor potential cation channel protein painless-like. Gene Ontology annotation, biological process: transmembrane transport; monoatomic ion transport. The transcript has 5 exons. The coding region runs from base 192 to 2267 and encodes 691 amino acids. Gene Ontology annotation, cellular component: membrane. NCBI's taxonomy places the organism in Eukaryota, Metazoa, Arthropoda, Insecta, Diptera, Culicidae. Gene Ontology annotation, molecular function: monoatomic ion channel activity; protein binding. The record is from RefSeq and is a predicted model, not a curated record.
GAUCUGAGUACAGUUGCUCUCGUGGUUGGUCGAAUGUGACAGUUUGUUUCAAUCAUCAGAGUGCGCUGUUGUAUCAUAGUUUGUUAGAUUCUCGAUGUGAUCAGUUCCCCGAUGAUGUUGUCGAUUGUUAUUGGUGGAUAAAAGCAGACUGUUCGAACACUAUCAACAUCAUCAAGUUCCCGAAUUCUAAAAUGGAACCAACUCUAACGACCCUUAUAACCUUGUUGAAGAGCCAUAAUGAGGUAGCAUUUACUCAGGCACUGGGGCAGUUUAAAAACAACAAAACAAAUGCCAAUGAAUGGCGCAAUGAUUUGAAUGAAAUGAUGAAUGUCGCGGUUCAGUAUGGAAAAUUGUCACUGGUGAAAAGGUUAACUAAUGAAGAUUAUGUUUUUGAUGCAGAGUCCGAUUUGUCGUCACAUUUGGCCCGAUGUUCCAGCUCCGGUCACCAUGAAUUACUAGCAUUCAUUCUAUCGAAAACUGGAUACUUGGCCGCUGAUAUUCAAGCUAUAAACUCAUUUCCUCUGAUUUCACUGGUGAUUAAAGAGAUAAAUACCCUUAAAGACAGCAGGAAGUGUCCAUUUUUCAAGUGCUUGUACAUUUUGCUGGAUGAUAAUCGUGUCGACAUCGACAAACAAGACGAGCAAGGAUUCAGCGCGCUACAUUAUGCAGUGAAAUAUAAAGUCGAUGCUGCCGUGGAGUUGUUGUUGAAUCGCUCGGCUUAUAUUGGGACAAAGAAUGCGUUCAAAGAACUACCCAUUUGCGAAAUGAAUCCUCGAAUUCUCGAAGAAUAUUUGAACUCGUGCAUAACUGCAAACGACAAAAGACCAGGUGAUGAAGCUUACGAGGUGAACUUCGAUUUCUCCUGCUUGGUUCCUCCAAAAUGUAAGAGUUCGAUUCGAAAUGACUAUCCAGACCACGAUGAAAUGCUACCGAUCGUUUAUAUGUCUCAUUCGGAUGAUUUAAAAUAUUUGCUAAAGCAUCCACUAAUAUCUAGUUUCAUGUUGAUCAAAUGGUUGCGACUGAGCAUUUAUUUUUAUAUCAAUCUAGUGAUAUGCACAAUUUCGUUUCUAGCUUUCACAAGCUACGUAGUAGGAUGUUAUGGCCAGGAAAACGUAGAUCGAUGGAUCAAAGAAAUACUUCGCAUUACUUCCCUGUUCGGAACAACUUACAUGGCACUCAGGGAGCUUGGCCAGAUGUUACUGCAUGCAACGAUGUACUUCUCGUCGAUAGAAAACUGGAUGGAGAUAGCUUUGAUUGGGGUGUCGUACACGGUUUUACUAAACGAAUUUCCUAGUGAAACGAGACAGAUUCUGUCUGCGGCGGUUAUUAUGUUGUCUGCAAUGGAGUUCACGCUGUUGGUUGGAACGUUGCCUAUUCUAUCGAUAUCGACGCACAUGGUUAUGCUGAAAACAGUAUCUAAAAACUUUUUGAAAAGUUUAAUACUCUAUUCCAUCAUUCUGAUCUCAUUUGCAUUUUGUUUCUACACGCUGUUCAAAGUGAACAAUAGUGCGAAUUAUUUGUCGAACGAAAGUGCUAACGAAAAGGAUGACAAGUUCAAUGAUUUUGGUGACGUUGGUAGCUCAUUACUGAAAACAGUGGUGAUGUUAACAGGAGAAUUCGAAGCAGCUGACAUAAAAUUUCGAAACAGUAUCAGCUAUUUGAUAUUUGUUUUGUUUUUGUUUUUUGUCACCCUUGUCAUUUUCAACUUGAUGAAUGGGUUAGCAGUCAGUGACACGGUGGCAAUCAAGACUGCGGCGGAAUUAAUAGGACUUUCUCAAAAAGUUGAAGUUAUUUCCAGGUAUGAACACGCCUUGUAUCAUUCAAAACCGAAUGCUAAUGGAAUGCUAAUUAAACUAAUAUUUUUCAUCUUCCCGCAAAACUUUCUGCAACUUUUCCCAAACUAUUUACCGCUCCAUCGUGUAAUAGUGACACCGAAUCAAUCAAACGCGAUAUUCAUUCCGCAUUUCCGCAAGCACACGGACACGGAAACUGGAAAAGUCGACGUGGAAAGCAACAUUGAACUGCUGGCGGAUGGGGGCGACCAAAACGAGCGAGUUAAACUGAUCGUUGGUUGCUGUAUUCUGCCCUCGUUUUCAAAGAUGGACAGCAAAAUAAUGAAAUACGCAAAGGAGAUACUGCAUUCCCGCAACAGGCGGAACUAUGCGGUACCGGAACAAUCUUCACAAUCGGUCGAAAUGAGGCUUGCUAAGCUGGAAGGCAACAUGGAACUGAUAUUGCAGCGUUUGAGCAAUUGGGGAAUGAAAUAGUGUGGCCAAACAUGAUAUUUUUUUGAUAGUAAGUGAAUAAAAGCGAUCAGCGAUCUAACACGA